CCGGUGCCGGCUGCAGGCGGGAAGACAGCGGCGUAAAGGACGCGCACUGGACCGUUUCUUAAACCGUGUCUUUGUCAUGUUCAAAACCCGGAAUAAUCCCUUGAAGUGUGUGUGAGCGUUUUCAGUCGUGAAGAUGCUGACAGACAUGAUUGUUGAGGAGGAAUUUGAGAUCAAGGAGGAGGAACCGUGGUACGACAAGCAAGACCUUGAACAUGACCUGCAGCUGGCAGCCGAGCUCGGGAAGACUCUCCUGGAGAGGAACAGGGAGCUGGAGCAGGGGCUGCAGCAGAUGUACUCCACCAACCAGGAGCAGCUGCAGGAGAUCGAGUACCUGACGAAGCAGGUGGACCUCCUCAGGCAGGUCAACGAUCAGCAUGCUAAAGUGUACGAGCAGCUGGACGUGUCGGCCAGAGAGCUGGAGCAGAGCAACCACAAACUGGUUCUGGACAACCGGACGGCCCAGCAGAAGAUCCAGGGGCUGACAGAAACGGUCGAGCUGCUGCAGACGCAGGUGGAGGAGCUGCAGCAUCAGGUGGAAAAGCUGAAGUUGAGUCCUCCGCCUCAGAGGCCUCCGCACGGAGAGAGGCGGUCGCCCCGCGGCAGUCAGAGCGUGUCCUGCCUGAAAGAGCUGCAGAACACACUCGGGUACGACUACGAUCCUGAUGAACCCUCUGACGACCUCGUGUCCACCGACGUGUCGUGGCGCGAGGAGGAGCAGGCAUCACUGCGACAGUCCCUGCGCACCCUCCAGACUCAGUUUGCCAAGGAGCGUGCUCGGAGGGAGGAGGUGGAGCGAGGGGCGGAGCUGCUCGCCGGCGAGAACGCCUCGCUGGAGCAACGGCUGACGAGGCUGGAGGGAUGUCAGGCCAGAGUGUUUGAGCUGGAGCGUGAGGCUGAAGAGCUUCGUCAGCUCUGGAAAUCAGAGUCCUCUACAAGAUCCUCCAGGCCGGACGUCAUCCACAACCUGCUGCCGGACUCGGUGUUCCUCAACCCGGAGGAGGAGGCGGCUGAGGGGGAUGCGGAUGUGGGCAAAAGCCCCAGGGUGCUGAAGCGCUGGGACAGCGAGCGGCUGAUGAAGGCGCUGCAGAUGCCCGACUCCCCCGACAGGAUCUACGACCAUGAGUGCUCCUGCGUGCGCCGAGCCGAGGUGGUGAAGUAUCGCGGGAUCUCGCUGCUCAACGAGGUCGACGCCCAGUACAGUGCCUUGCAGGUGAAGUACGACGAGCUGCUGCGCCGCUGCCACCUGGGGCCGCAGGAGGACGAGCAGGACGGGCAGAGCCACAAAUCGGUCCAGACCCCGUCCCUCGCCGGUGCUUGUCCUGCUCUGACGGACAUGGAGGACUUUGAGGACGACUUCCACCAGCCGGAGUACAAGGAACUUUUUAGGGAAAUUUUCUCCCGCAUUCGGAAAACCAAAGAGGACCUGAUUGAAAACAGGGGGAGACCCUCAGCUGGUGACCUGCUGCCUGUUUUGAAUUAGUUGCUUCCAAAAAAAAAAAAAAAAAGCAAGAAAAAGACCUGCUGCAAGAUAAAUCGUCAUCUUCCAGUUGCAGAGCGACUCUUUGGAAAGACUUACUAAGUGUACACUUUACUGUACGUUAUUUGCCCAGAAAUGACCGGCAAAGGGGUUAAGACACAAGAGUGAUGCAGAAACAUGAAAGGCCCAAACACCACCAGCUCACGUCUCAGAUGUGGCUCAUUUUGCACAGAAACACCAGUGCCUAACGCCGCCGUCUCUACUGUCCAAUCACUCUACCUCACUUUGCACAGCCCUGUUUUUAAACAAGCUCCUGAGGAAAUCAUUUCUGGGGAAUAAUCUGUCUCCUUUUCAUAAGCUGUAUCAGUAACACUUUAUUUUAAAGGUCAUGGUAGUUUCCUGUAAUUACCCAGAAAGAAAUGGACAGACUUUUUUAAGUCCCAAAUUAACAUACCCCUUUUCCAGGAAACUGGAAUAUUACUGUGAAAUGACAGAUCUGUAAAACAUAGUGCUACUGUUGUAUCUGCUCUUUGUGUACUGAUCUCCUAUGGUCGAAUGUGAACUUUUUCAUUUAUUUUUAUUUUUCUUCUUUGCAACUAUGGAAAAAAAAAAUGUAGCUUUCUUGGUGAUAGUUUUGCCUAGGCCUAUAUGAACGACCAAUGGAAAGGGGCGACCGAUAUAGCACCUGAUGUUAUAUUGGUGAAGGAGGUGAAGUAAAAGCUGGUGAUUCAAGGUGCUCAAAUGUAUUUGGAUUUUUCUAAUUGUAAUAUGCAUUUCUCUUAAAUUCUACUUGAUUAUUGAAUGUUAGGUUAGAUGACUGUGAGUGAAUGUUAUAUUAAAGGGAAGUUCGGAGGUUUACCAAAAUAAUAACUAUAUGUACCUGAUAAAGUAACGGCCUCCUGGUAUAUUAGCCUCAGGAAGCCACGUAUGAUUAGAAGCUGUUGCUUUUGCUGCCUGACGUUCCCGUGUCCUUGUUUAAGCUUAAAGAUUAUGCACAUAUUUGUAGACGUCCUGUUAAAUCACAUUGAGAUGCACUUUAGAAUUGCACAGGCAUUAUUAAUGCUCCUCCGACACUUUAUAUUUCUGUCUUGUGUAGUUAAUGCAAGUGUGAUGUGCUACUGUUUGAAUCAUAUUCUAGACCUGAGUAAUCUGCAGUAUGUAUGUACAAUGUGUUUUUACCUGUUUCAUGACUGGACCUCAUAGGUAAUGUUAUUGCUCUGAGCCAUAAACCAUGAAACAAGCUGA
This is a messenger RNA of Seriola dumerili (greater amberjack), 2722 nucleotides long. Its product is annotated as cerebellar degeneration-related protein 2-like. Bases 134 to 1480 code for a protein of 448 amino acids. The transcript is spliced from 6 exons. The record is from RefSeq and is a predicted model, not a curated record. Lineage: Eukaryota; Metazoa; Chordata; Actinopteri; Carangiformes; Carangidae.